Molecule: messenger RNA, 4363 nt
Organism: Bicyclus anynana (squinting bush brown)
Lineage: Eukaryota; Metazoa; Arthropoda; Insecta; Lepidoptera; Nymphalidae
Gene: Eph
Product: ephrin type-B receptor 1-B
Exons: 1
Coding region: 398-3436 (1012 amino acids)
Biological process (GO): cell surface receptor protein tyrosine kinase signaling pathway; axon guidance; protein phosphorylation
Cellular component (GO): neuron projection; plasma membrane
Molecular function (GO): transmembrane-ephrin receptor activity; protein binding; ATP binding
Source: RefSeq, a predicted model, not a curated record
UUUUGUUAGCAACACAAACAAAGUGCUGCGCGUGACGCGUCCAUGUCAAGUAAAAUUGCGAGUUUGAUUCGGUAAUACAGGAUCAAUAUAAAUUAAAAAUGUGGAUUCUCAUAUACAUUAGACAAACCGUGUGAAUGUGAAAUCUUUUAUCGUCAAUCAUAGUGUGAUUCAUCAGAUCGCCUUAUCAAGUGUAAUUUAUCAUACCGUGAACACUUGAAGUGCAUUGCCAUACAGAAAUGACGGGACAAUCCUUUAUCUUGGACAAAGUGAAGUGCUAGCCCGUAAUAGCGAGGACUCGUUUUGUUUCAUUAUGUAGUGUGGACGUUGUGGUUUUAUUACGUUUAUUUUGAUAAAUAUAGUAUUUACCAGUUUGAUUAGUUAUUGUUAUGUCGCUGAGAUGAUGUGGGUUUGCGCAGCGGUGACGGCCGCCGUGAUCGCCGUUCUCAGUGUACAAGGCGAACAAGUAAUGCUUCUUGACACUACUACCGAACAAACUCUCGGAUGGACGCGCUACCCAUAUGGCCAACAAGCGAGUACACCUGGCUGGCUUGAAGAAUCCUACACUAAUUUCGAGAAACAGAUAAACUGGCGAUCGUACGUCGUGUGUGAUGUAGCACAUCAUAAUGUCAAUAAUUGGCUGUGGACACCAUUCAUAGAGAGAAGGAAUGCAAAUCGCAUUUAUAUUGAAAUCAAAUUCACUAUCCGUGAUUGUUCACUGUUCCCAGGUAAUGCACUCAGUUGUAAAGAAACAUUCAGUCUAUUAUACUAUGAGUUUGAUGUAGCCACAAGAGAACAACCACCAUGGGAACCUGAAAGUUACAAAUUGGUUGGUCGUAUCGCUGCUGGUGAAGGAAGAUUUAAUACCAAUUCAGAAGUUGACAUAAACACAGAAGUGAAAAGCAUAGCUGUUACAAAGCGUGGGGUAUACAUUGCAUUCAGAGAUCAGGGUGCAUGUAUUUCCAUUUUAGCUGUGAAAGUAUAUUACAUUACAUGUCCUGAAGUGACUAUACACUUUGCAAAGUUCCCUGCCACUCCAACAGGCCGUGAAGUUACUGUUAUAGAACAAGCAAAUGGGACCUGUGUAGAACACGCUGAAACAGCUCAGGGGGAAGCACCACCAGUAUACCUGUGCAAAGGUGAUGGAAAAUGGACCUUACCAAGUGGUUCUUGCAAGUGUCGUGCUGGAUAUGAACCAGAUCACAGUAACCAAGUGUGUAAUGAAUGUUCACCAGGAAAAUUCAAAUCUCACACAGGAGAUGAUCCCUGUAUUCCAUGCCCUGAUUAUUCUGAGUCCACAGCAUAUGCCUCUGAUGAGUGUAAAUGUGUACCAGGAUUUUUCCGUGCAAAAAAGGAUCCCAAAAAUGUGCCUUGUACACAGCCACCCUCAGCACCUGACAAUUUAACUGUGACCUUUGCUGACCAAUUUUCAAUAUCACUUGCCUGGCAACCACCACAUAAGACUGGGGGUAGAAGUGAUGUCACAUAUAAGGUGCAUUGCUCUAACUGUGGUCCUAGUGUAGAAUACAGACCUUCUUCAUUUGGUCUGAAUGCAACUAAGGUAACCAUAAUGGGGUUAGACCCUGUAACUGAGUACAAAUUUCAAGUGUAUGCACUUAAUGGUGUAACUGAUCUUACAGGGGAACCUCCCAAGAAGGUAGAAAUUACAGCUGUGACAGAGGCCUCAGUUGUAAGUGUUAUUACUAAGCUUAGAGUUAUUAGUGCUGAAAGUGAUAAGCUGUCUCUUGCUUGGAAUCCACCACCUAUAGAUUUGACUGAUCCUGAUGAUAAUAUUGAAAGUUAUGAAGUUAAGUGUUUUCCAAAAGAUAAUUUAGAAAAAAGUGCUAAUGCAACAGUCAGAAUAACAAAAGAGCCUCAUGUCAUAAUUACAGGCUUGAAAAGAGAUACAGAGUAUGGUAUUAGAGUUAGAGCUAAGAUGAAAAGAGGUUGGGGUGAAUUGAGUGGUAUUGUGUAUGGAAGAACUGGAUCUGUCCUUGAAACUUCAUUUGUUAGUGAGGAGGAAGGAGCACAAGUGCGACUGGUUGCAGGAGUCAUGGUUGCAGUUGUGGUACUCUCAGUAGUUGCAAUUAUUGCAACUGUUUUCUUUUUGCGUUCUCGUGCUGAUGAUGAAUGUGAUAAAAAACAGCCUAGUGACUGCAAUGCUCUAAAUUAUCGUAAUGGUGAAGUUUAUACUGGUCCAGAUAGACCAGCAAAAACAAGUAGCAAUGCUACAACUCCUCUCUUUGCUGGAACAGGUUCUAGAACUUACAUUGAUCCCCAUACAUAUGAAGAUCCUAAUCAAGCGGUUAGAGAAUUUGCUCGUGAAAUAGAUGCUUCUUGCAUUACUAUAGAAGCUAUAAUAGGUGGAGGUGAAUUUGGAGAUGUGUGUAGAGGAAAACUAAAGUUACCUGCUAGUUGUGGCCAGGAAAUUGACGUGGCUAUUAAAACUCUAAAACCAGGAUCUACUGAGAGAGCAAGGAGGGAUUUCCUUGCAGAAGCUUCAAUAAUGGGUCAGUUUGAACAUCCAAAUGUGAUAUUUUUACAAGGUGUUGUAACUAAAUGUAAUCCAAUUAUGAUUAUUACUGAGUUCAUGGAAAAUGGGUCAUUGGAUACUUUUCUUCGUGCAAACGAUGGCAAAUUUCGUGUACUACAACUAGUAGGCAUGUUGCGUGGUAUUGCAACAGGUAUGCAGUAUUUAUCUGAAAUGAAUUAUAUUCACAGAGAUCUUGCAGCACGCAAUGUGCUUGUUAAUUCCCAAUUAGUGUGCAAAAUUGCAGAUUUUGGCUUGUCAAGGGAAAUUGAGUCAACUGCAGAUGGUGCCUACACAACACGUGGAGGGAAAAUACCAGUCCGUUGGACAGCACCUGAAGCUAUUGCAUUUAGAAAGUUUACAUCUGCAAGUGAUGUAUGGUCCAUGGGAAUUGUUUGUUGGGAGGUAAUGAGUUUUGGUGAGCGUCCAUACUGGAAUUGGAGUAACCAAGAUGUAAUAAAAUCAAUAGAAAAAGGUUAUCGUCUUCCAGCACCAAUGGACUGUCCAGAAGCUGUAUAUCAGCUCAUGCUUGACUGUUGGCAAAAAGAAAGAACCCAUCGGCCCACCUUCGCAAGUAUUGUAAAGACUUUAGAUAAACUUAUUCGUUGUCCUGAUACUCUAAGGAAGAUAGCUCAAAACCGUUCUGCUGACCCCCUUGCUGGUGACACACCUGAUUUGAUUCAAUUUUCAUCUGUUGAAGAAUGGUUGGAAUGCAUUAAAAUGUCACGUUACAUUGAAAAAUUCAAAGCUGCAGGCAUUACCGACAUGAAUGCUGUUGUUGAUCUCACUGUGCACCAACUGGCUUCUCUAGGAGUGACACUUGUUGGACAUCAGAAAAAGAUAAUGAACAGUGUGCAAAGUAUGCGUGCUCAAAUACGCGUAAGUGGUCCUUAUGGUUUUCUUGUGUAAUAAAACUGAGAGGUGUUAGUGCAUGGUAGGAGAAAACCAUAGGAAAUAGAUCUCUCACAAAAAGUGAUUAGCAUACAGUGAUUUAUAUAAAAAAAUAAUGCAUUUUGUAUAUUUUUCUAAAAAAAACUGUCAUAAGAUUUACCAAUUUUGUCGAAACUUCAAAACAGCUUGAUCUGAUACCAAGUUUUAAUAAUUCUUAAGUAUCUGUACCUAUUUUAUUUAAUAUAAUAACUGUAUUUUACUUCAUUUAAUUUUUUAAAGUGUUUAUUUGUUAGACAUAAUUCAAUGGUGUAUAUGUUUGGCAGUUUGUUACAAAAUUGCUGUAACAAUACUCAAAAUCAUAAAGCUCGAUUCCCAAAUUUAUUGAUUUUCUAUAUAUUUGAUAAAUUGUAGCUAUACAAAAGUACUGUCUUUUAACUAGUCUAUGCAACGAAAUAUGAGCCAUGAUUCAUUUUAAUCAUAAUAAUAAUAAAGUAAACACAUUCUUUAAUAGUUUGCAGCUAUUUGUAAAAUAAUUUUGAUUGGACUUAAGGACAAAAGAAUUGGUACAUUGAAUAUUCUCAUCCUUCUUAAAUCCAUUAUUUAGUACUUAGUUACUUUUUACAUGACAUUUUUUUAUGAAUUAAGAAAGAGAUAAGGGUAACUUUUUAUAGCAACAUUCCGACUAAUGAAUAGUUACAAUUUCUUUCUAAGAAUAUUAUACAUAAAUAUACACAUUAUAGGUAGCUAAAUUUGCUCUAAUAAUUUUUGAUAUGAAUUGUGUUUAUUAAAGUUUAAAAUUUUAAAUAUUAAGAUAGUGUUAUAAGAAUAUGUAAUAUGUAAGUAAUACUCAAAAGUCUAUGCCAGUCAUAAGAUUUUAUUUAUCCAAAAUUCAUUUUUAUAUUUAUUAUACUGCCAAUGUGAUCAAAUUGAAGUACUUAAUUAAUU